Molecule: messenger RNA, 1483 nt
Organism: Durio zibethinus
Lineage: Eukaryota; Viridiplantae; Streptophyta; Magnoliopsida; Malvales; Malvaceae
Source: RefSeq, a predicted model, not a curated record
CCAUUACAAUGUUUGAAAUGGAAAUACUUUUUCCUAGCACAUGAGAUCUACUUUACCCUUUGGCAUCUCUACCCGGUCAUGGCCUUAUACAUAGGUGGCUCAUGACAUCUUAUGCCUGAUCAUGACCCUAUUCAAGGAUGGCUCAUGACAUUAAGCCUAUUCCCAAAGCAAUAAGUGAAGCAUUAAACACUUUCACAGACUUGCAUUUACUCCCCUAACGGCCCCCAUAACUCCCACCUUAAAACCCCUGUCACCUUUUGCUCUCAAUAUCGAGUAGUCAUCAUCACAGUUCACAUAUAGAAAGGAAGGGAGAUACGUGAAGAGAAAGGGGAAAAAGGAUGGGAGGAAUACAGCACAGAAUGGUGAAUGUCAAUGGGAUAACAAUGCAUGUAGCAGAAAAAGGACAAGGACAAGUUAUCCUCUUCCUUCAUGGCUUCCCUGAACUGUGGUACACUUGGAGGCAUCAGAUUCUUGCUUUAAGCUCACUCGGAUACCACACUGUUGCACCCGAUCUCCGUGGCUAUGGUGACACUGAAGCUCCCAGUUCCAUCACUAGCUACUCUUGCAUGCACAUCGUUGGUGACCUCAUUGCACUCAUUGACUCCCUUGGUGUAGAGCAGGUGUUUCUGGUUGCUCAUGAUUGGGGUGCCAUAAUCGGAUGGUACCUGUGCUUGUUUCGGCCUGAUAGAGUCAAGGCUUUUGUGUGCCUCAGCGUCCCAUUCGUGCCAAGAAAACCAAAGAUGAAACCUUUGGAGAGCAUGAGGCUCUUCUUUGGAGAGGACUACUAUAUUUGCAGAUUUCAGGAACCUGGAAAGAUUGAAGCAGAGAUUGCUCGUUUUGGAACUUCAGAAGUGCUAAAGAAAAUCAUUUCCGGUCACAAACCAGGUCCCCUCUGCUUGCCUAAAGACAAUGCUUUCGGUAUUAAUCCAGAUAACCCAGUUACCUUACCCUCUUGGUUCUCUGAAGAAGAUCUUAGCUACUAUGCUGACAAAUUCAAUAAGAAAGGCUUCACUGGCGCCUUGAACUACUACAGAGCUUUUGAUUUGUAUGUUCCCUGGAAAACAUUUUUAACCAAUUCUGGUCUUUAUGGCAAAGCAUCCAAGUUAUUUCGUUUUCGUCAAACUUAUAUAGGUAAUUUGUUUUCUGUUUACUGCAGAAAUUGGGAGCUGACAGCCCCAUGGACAGAUGUACAAGUGAAAGCACCAGUUAAGUACAUAGUGGGGGAUCUUGACAGCGUCUAUACAACCCCAGGGAUGAAAGAAUAUGUACAAAGUGGUGGUUUCAAAAGAGACGUGCCUUUGUUAGAUGAAGUUGUGGUAAUGGAAGGGGUAGGUCAUUUCAUCAACCAAGAAAGAGCAGAGGAAAUUAACUCUCACAUUUAUGACUUCAUAAAAAAUUUCUAGUCAUCUAUGUUGUUUAUCUACUCUUUAUAGUCACCCUGUAGUAUGGUAGUCGAGAUAAGAAUGAAUCGUGAGGAGACUCU